GUCCAGAGUCCCAGUCCCCAGUCCCCAGGUUAGAUCAUGCGUCAGGAGGCCAUUUUGGUCAUCUCACUUUCACCAGCAGAGACCAAAUUUUUUUGAAGACCCGCUCAAUAGAAUAUCAAAAGCUCGUUUUUUGGAGGGAUAUACAAAGGGCGGCAAAUUUAUUCGCCGGCCUGCACGUGACCCCCACACACUUCUCUAUCUCUUCCGAUGUCGUCGUCAAGGCUCCGAUCAUCCAUCUCGCCGUUCCGGUCACGAAAAUCGUCGUCUUCGUCUUCCUCCUCCUCUAAGCGUCCUACUACCCCUUCCUCCACUACUUCCGCCAAAGCUCCCACUCUACCGCCGGCAAAAUCAUCAUUUUCUCCGUCGACUCCUAGCUCCGACUGUCCACCGGGUUCUUCUGGAAAGACGAAGGAGAAUGUCACUGUUACCGUUAGAUUUCGUCCGCUCAACGCUAGAGAGAUAGGGAAAGGCGACGAGUUAGCUUGGUAUGCUGAUGGAGAUUAUACAGUCCGCAAUGAGAACAAUCCCAAAAUUGCUUAUAGUUUUGAUAAAGUUUUUGGUCCUGCUACAACUACACGCCAUGUUUAUGAUGUUGCAGCUCAGCAUGUGGUGGGUGGUGCCAUGGAAGGAAUUAAUGGAACUGUGUUUGCUUAUGGUGUAACUAGCAGCGGAAAGACUCAUACAAUGCAUGGAGAGCAAAAGUCUCCCGGUAUCAUUCCACUAGCAGUGAAGGAUGUCUUUGGCAUUAUACAAGAGACACCUGGGCGGGAGUUUCUCCUUCGCGUAUCCUAUCUUGAAAUAUACAAUGAGGUCAUCAAUGAUUUGCUUGAUCCAACAGGGCAGAAUCUAAGAGUCCGAGAAGACGGACAGGGGACGUAUGUUGAAGGAAUCAAGGAGGAAGUUGUUCUGUCCCCUGCUCAUGCACUUUCCUUAAUAGCAUCUGGGGAAGAGCACAGACAUGUGGGUUCCAACAACUUUAAUUUACUGAGCAGUCGGAGCCAUACAAUAUUUACUUUGACAAUUGAAAGCAGUUCACGAGGAGGCAAUCAAGGAGAAGAAGUAGCUCUGUCGCAACUGCAUCUGAUUGAUUUGGCAGGCUCCGAAAGUUCCAAGACUGAGACAACUGGGUUAAGAAGGAAAGAAGGUUCAUUCAUAAACAAGAGCUUACUCACUCUUGGCACGGUAAGCUAUUUCUUUCGUGUACAUCAGUUUAUUGCAGUACAAGGGGAUAACAGGUCAGUUAUUAUUACACCGGAAAUCGCAGUAAAUGCUGGGUGGGGUGACAUAGCCCAAAAGAUCCUAAGACUCAUUAAUGUGCCGGAGAAGGAGAAGAAGGUCCAGAUUGUAACUUCCCCCGUCUGGAGUUAUCUUUUAAAGAAGCAAUCAGAACCAACAGAUGGUCAUCAGAAGGGACAAAAUCCUCUCCUAUCAAAAUCAGUAGGUCCAAAAUCACAAUACCUGGAGGUUCAGAGAUAA
Molecule: messenger RNA, 1476 nt
Organism: Nicotiana attenuata
Lineage: Eukaryota; Viridiplantae; Streptophyta; Magnoliopsida; Solanales; Solanaceae
Product: kinesin-like protein KIN-7E, chloroplastic
Exons: 12
Coding region: 208-1476 (422 amino acids)
Biological process (GO): microtubule-based movement
Molecular function (GO): microtubule binding; microtubule motor activity; ATP binding
Source: RefSeq, a predicted model, not a curated record